Messenger RNA from Talpa occidentalis (Iberian mole), 2756 nucleotides. It is a transcript of the gene PRRT4, whose product is annotated as proline rich transmembrane protein 4. Bases 1 to 2691 code for a protein of 896 amino acids. The record is from RefSeq and is a predicted model, not a curated record. The transcript is spliced from 4 exons. NCBI's taxonomy places the organism in Eukaryota, Metazoa, Chordata, Mammalia, Eulipotyphla, Talpidae.
AUGGCAGGGCAUGGCUGUCUGGGGCUGUUCUGCUGGGUCCUGCUUGCUGUUCCCGUGGGCCCCCAGCUUGCCUCCUCCGUCCCAGGUGCCCCUCUCACCACUUUGACUCCACCACCCCAGAGUGAGACCUCUAUGCUGUCUCUCAACCUGGGACUUAACUUCAAAUUGCACCUUCGUGGACCUGCCGCUGCCUGGGGGAACCCUGUCACAGAAACCCAGGUCUCUCCUGGGUCUAGUCAGGAGCCAGAGGAAGAGGUGGCCAGUGGACUAAGGACUGACCCCCUUUGGGAGCGGCUGGUGGGUUCCUUUGGCAACUCCCCUCCAGAAUGGGGCUCUGCUGAAGGCAGCUCUACCCCCUGGGCCUCCUCCCUGCCUCUCCAGUCCACAGCCCCCCUCUCUGCACCCACUGACCAGCCCACUGCUCCCAAUCAGCAAGGGAUGAGCACUGUGACCUGGGACACUGCUCUGAUGGCUACAGCACCCCCAUCCAGUGCUCCUAGGCCCCCCCAAAGUGAGCUGGAGCUGAAGUUUGAUGUUGCACUAAGAGCAGGCGCAGCCCCCACGCUUGGGCACCGAACACUUCCUCUGCUGCCCAGCCUGCGGGCCAGCCUGGCAGAGAUUGCUGGGCGCCUGGGACCCUUUGGGUUCUUUGGCACUACUCUGUCCCCACUGCGGAACUUCUCAGGCCUGAGCCCCUCAGGCCCAACCACAUCGCUAGCCCCAAGCUCUGCCUCUGGAAUUUCUGAUGCUCCCGGGUUCUUUGAUACCACUCUGUCCCAGUCCCCAGCCCCUCUGGAGAGAAAGCUCCCAAGUCCAAGCCCACCGGACCCAUCUGCUUCCCUAAGCCCUGUCUCACCUGUAACAGCACCACAAGAUCCCGCCCUCCCCACUUCUGGCCUCGCUGACCCCUCUCCUGCCAGCCUCGGGAACCCUUCAGUGCCAGAGUGUGGGCCAGCGUCCUGCAGCAUUGGAGAAAUGCCAGGACAGGAUGCGCAGCCGCCUGCAGCCCCGCUGCCUCUCUUCUUCCUGACCCUGGAGGCCGACUGGGCAGAAGCCAGGGCUCGCUGGGGGCUGGCUUGGGAAGCUCACGUGUACGGGGUGGGCGCGCUGUUCGGCCUGGUGGCCCUGCUGGCCCUGCUGGCUCUGGCCCUGCUGCCCUGGCGCUGCCCGCCCGGCGCCCCCUGCCUGGCGCUGCUGGACCUGCUCCUGCUCUCGGCUGGGACCACGCGCGCCUUCCCGCUCUUCUACGACGCCUACGGACACGGAGACCGGCUGCCCACGCUCGCCUGGCUGCUGCUGCAGGACCUCCCGCUGCCCUGCCUGGCCGCCGGCCUGGGGCUGGCCUGCCUGCUGCUGGCCCGGCCUCGCCCCCCGCGGUGUCCCGCCGGCCUGGCCGCGCUCUUGCUCCUGGGCCUGGGGCUGGCGGCCGCCGCGGCUCUGGGGAGCGCCGUCCACCGCCCGCUGCGGCCCCUGCGGCUCGCCUCCCGCGGGCUGCACGCCUUCCUCGCCGCCCUCCUUUCCGGGCUCCUGCUGGUGCUCUCUUGCUUGGGGGGUCGGCGACGGCGAGCAGGGGCGCCUCUGGGAGGGUCUGGCUUCAAGGGGGCCACCCCUCUCCCGCAGGCGCGCAGCCCUUUCGCCCCGCGGGAGUCCUGGCGGCGCGCGGCGCGCACGGCCCCGGUGGCGGGCACCUUCGGGCUGCUGAGCGGGGCCCUGCAGGGCUAUGAGGUGCUGCACGCCCUCGGUUACGGCGGCCAGCCUGGCCUGGAGGGGCCCUGGCCCUGGUGGGCCUUCCAGCUGGGCCUGCGCCUGGGCGAGGUGGGCGUCGCGCUCCCUUUGGCGCUGCUGGGCCUCUAUCCUGCGCUCUGCAGCCCCCGCGUCCCGCCCCGCUGCUGGGCCAAGCUCUUCCGUUUUUCCCCUGGACACGCAGCCCCACUGCUGCCCGGAGGUUGGGUCCCCGGGCCCCGGGCCAAGGAACCUCUGGGUAGCGCCAUCGCGCGUGGGGACACGGAGCUGCUGCAGCUGUGCGCCCUGGCCGGGCCGGGCCCUGACCUCCUGCUUCAGGGAGGGGCCUGUCGGGGCUUGGAUGGUGAGGCUGCCAACCUGGCCCCUUCUCCGGCCUCCUCCCCCUGCAGCGAUGACACCGUGGACUUCCGCCCCCCCUCCCCAAUCAACCUGCGGCGCAGCAUCGAGGAAGCCCUUUGCAGCGAGGCUCUGCUGCCCGGCCUUUUCCAGGGUCCUGCCUUUGGGGAAGCCCUGCCUGGCCUCGGUCUCUACCGCACAGCCUCGCUGGGGGCCAAGGAGGCCAGCCCGAGUGGGAGGUCCGAGGAGGUGCCUGGUUCCUCCGCACUCCCUGAGCUUCCCUCUCCCGAGGCCUGGCCCGCGGGCAGCAGCGCUUCCUCUGGCUCGCUGUGCGGACUCUCCAGGGACAGCUCGUCCAUGCUGCUGUGUUCCAGCCCAGACAGGCCUCCGCGCUGUCCCCUGGUCUGUGUCCUCAGCCCCCCUCGGCCCUCAGGAAGCAGCCCUAGCCUCCCGGCCUCUGGAUCCUACCAGGCCCUGUCCCCACCCUCUCACGACUCCCCAGAGCCUGUUCCUGAGCUGCAGGCCGAAGAGGCCUUGCUGCAGGAGCAAUUCUUGGACGCCUGCCGACAGAUAGAUGAGCUGAGCAUGGGCAGCGACACCAUAGACCUGUGAAGAGGUGGCCCUCUCUCGCUGCCCCGGCCACACACGUCCCUUCAGGCGCCUGCUCUGCCCGAGAC